AUGGCUUCGGCGAAGCGGCGCGGCUGCUGCUGCUGCCUGGCGGCGGGGCUGGCCCUGGCGGCCGCCGCCGUGCUGCUGGGGGCGCUCCUGACCCGGCCCCGCUGCUCCCCUCCCCGCUCUCCGCGCGCCGCCGUGGCCGCCGACACCAGGACUUGCUCCGACGUGGGCAGGGAUCUCUUGCAACGCGGAGGCUCAGCUGUAGAUGCCGCCAUUGCUGCCUUGAUCUGCACCUCUGUCCUGAACCCCCAGAGCAUGGGCUUAGGGGGAGGUGUCAUCUUUACCAUCUAUAAUGCAUCCACAGGAAAGGUUGAGGUGAUUAAUGCUCGUGAGAAAGCCCCACAAGCAAUAUCUACAGGCUUGCUGGAUCAAUGUCAACCCACUUUCCUCCCAGGAGCACAAUGGAUUGCAGUUCCCGGGGAACUUCGUGGGUAUGAAGAAGCCCACAAGCGCUAUGGCAAAUUGCCGUGGAAGACACUGUUUAAACCCACUAUCAAGCUCCUUGAGUCCGGAAUCAAGAUACCAAGGAUUUUGAGCUUAUUUCUCAACGAGCCGAUGUUACUGAGACCUUUGAAAAGCUCUUCUUUAGGCAAGCUGUUUUUUAAUGAAGGUAAUAUCCUGCAAGAAGGACAGAUCCUUCAUUGGCCAGCCCUAUUAGAAACCCUGAAGGCAGUGGCAGAAAAUGGAGCCGGCGAAUUUUACACAGGGAAGACAGCAGAGCUGUUGGUGGAGGACGUGAGAAAGGAAGGUGGCACUUUGACAUUGGAUGACCUCAGGAGUUAUCAGGCGGAAAUUGUGAAACCCUUGAAUAUUUCACUGGGUGAAUACACUGUGUAUUCUGCCCCCUCACCAGCAGCGGGGCCCAUUCUCUUCUUCAUCCUUAACGUCCUGAAAGGGUUCAACUUCACCAAGGCGACCAUGGACACACCCAGUGAGAAGGCUGAGGCUUACCACUAUAUUGCAGAGACUCUGAAGUUUGCUAAUGGCCAGAAAGCAAAAGUGGAAGAUCCUGCAUUUUCCCAUAUAAAGGAGGACGUUAUUAGUGAGCUGGUAUCGGAUUCCUUUGCUAACCAUGUCAGGGCGCAAAUCGACGAGAGAGGGGACCAUGCUGCCACCCAUUACAACCUCACCCAGCGGGGAGCGGUGGGUUUUGGCACCUCUCAUGUUUCUGUCCUUGCUGAAGAUGGCAGCGCCGUCUCGGUCACCAGCACCAUCAACCACCCGUUUGGGUCGAUGGUGUAUUCCCAGAGCACCGGGAUCAUCUUAAAUAAUGAGCUUGCUGACUUCUGCAUGAAACAGUUGAACAAAGAGAUCUCUCCAGGAGAGAUACCUCCCUCUUCCAUGUCGCCAGCCAUCCUCAUUUCCAGCAACGGGGAGUCCAAGCUGGUGAUUGGAGGCUCCGGUGGGACCCUCAUCACUCCUGCUGUAGCCCAGGUGAUCGUGAACAAGCUGUGGUUUGGGUACGAGCUGGAUGCUGCCAUCCAGGCGUCAGUUCUCUUUGCUGGCGAGAACAACUCAAUCAAGGUUGAGCCACACUUUGAUAAGGACGUUCUAAAGAGGCUGCAAGAAAAGGGACACAGAAUCUCUGUUGCAAACAGGACACUGAAUGUGGUGCAAGGGAUUUCAAAGGAAGGCCACUGCAUCUUUGCUUACUCUGAUCUGAGGAAGCUAGGGGAGGCAUCAGGCUAUUAGGCCUGCCAG
Messenger RNA from Euleptes europaea (tarantolino), 1698 nucleotides. It is a transcript of the gene GGT5, whose product is annotated as gamma-glutamyltransferase 5. Gene Ontology annotation, biological process: glutathione catabolic process; inflammatory response; leukotriene D4 biosynthetic process. The record is from RefSeq and is a predicted model, not a curated record. The coding region runs from base 1 to 1689 and encodes 562 amino acids. Gene Ontology annotation, cellular component: plasma membrane. The transcript has 12 exons. Gene Ontology annotation, molecular function: glutathione gamma-glutamate hydrolase; leukotriene-C(4) hydrolase activity. NCBI's taxonomy places the organism in Eukaryota, Metazoa, Chordata, Lepidosauria, Squamata, Sphaerodactylidae.